UUGACACGUCCAUGUUGUUUUUGAUGUUUUGAUGUUGUCAGUGUAUUUUUUUGCUGUUUUCUGCAAUUUAUGACAACUGACAGCGAUAUGAUGCGAAGGAACAGCAAUCUGCCGAAAGUAAUCGUCGGUGUUGUGCUGUUCUUUGGCCUUGUGUACCUUGUAUAUAGCAUGAACGACUUGUCAGGGCAGCUAAAAAAUACAGAGCGAACUGCUGAGAGAUACAGAAGGGAACAGGAGACGGUAGCUUCCCAGCUUCAAGAUAUGACUCGUCAAAAGCAAGAUCUGAAAGAAAUAUGUGACCAUGAUAAAGAUCAGCUGAAGAAGAGUUUAACAGCCUUACAACAGCAGCAUAAAAUGUUGAAUAGUCAACAUGAAGACUUACAGACGGAGUAUGGCAAGUUGAAGAAUGAGCACGAACAGGAUAACGAGAUGCACAGAAAAGAAGAUGAUGAACGGGACACAGAGUACCGACAGUUUAAACAGGAACGGGAGCUUGAGAUCUCAAACCUUAGAGACAAUCUUGUAAACCUGGAACGAGACAAAAAGGACAUGCAGACUCAGGUGGAUGAAUUGAAGAUCCAGCUACAAAACAGCCUGAAACAAAUAUCGCUUGAUAAGGAAUCCAUAGCAACCCUGCGAGAGGAAGUAGAUCAACAGAAGCUACAAAUCAAGCGAGACCAAGAAACAAUAGGGAAAAAUCAGGGACUUCUGUUAUAUGCCCAGAAUUUGGUUCAGCAAGCUCAUGAAAGACAGAAACUUGUGGAGCAACAAUUUGUUCAAAAUCAACAAAUGGGUGCUGGUAACCAAGGGCAACAAAUUGGUAACCAAGGUCAACAGAUUGGUAACCAAGGGCAACAGGAUGGUUUCCAAGGACUACAAGCUGGUAAUCAAGUGCUUCAAGCUGGUAACCAAAUGGGCCAAGGUCAAGGGCAACUUGGCUUUGGAGCACAGCGAGGUCAAGGAGGAAUUCAAAAUAAUUACGACCAGCAGGAUAAUGUUCAAAAUCUAGGACAGAAGAACAUUGUGCAGGGUGCUAAUUUAGGUCAGGGGUUAGGCGGUCAAAUGCAGGGCCAAGGUCAAGGAUUUCAAGGACAAAUGAACCAAGGUCAAGGCCUUGCUAAUAUUCCAGGAGGGUUCUACAGACAAGGUGCCUUACAAGGAUUAAAUAACAUUGCAGGUGGAAAGGAUACAGCUCCCUCAGAUGCUGCAAAAGAUCUUAAUGAGGCUCAAAAUAUAGAUUCUAUGCUAGAAAGUCUGAAAGACAAGCAUAAACCGAUUGAUUCUGAGUUGUUAGAGGAGCAGCAAAAACAACACCAAAUUGUUCCACCAAAAAAUAAACAUGAAGAGGAGGAUGAUGAUUACCACAGUGCACAGAAAAAUGCUGCUGUAGUCAAUAAGAAUGUAAAUGACGACCAUCAAGUUCACCAAAUAAACAAACCCAACCUGGACGCCAUUGACCCAGGCCGUAUUCAUGGUGUUGGUAACCAUGACAAAGCAGAUGAGGAUGAUGGUGCCGGCGACCAUGACAACCGAAUAGAGAACCAGGGGCCAGUCAAUCUUCAGGUGCAGGAGCCCAGAAUUCCUGCAGUUGUUGACGGCAAGAGCCCAGAACAUGCCCGGGACUCGGGCCAUGAUGACAGUUUGAAGUUCAGACCGCCUGUGCAACAUGUGGACAACCAGAUCCAGCCCCAGCUUGGCCUUGAUGAUGAUCUCGGGGAUAGGAAGGAGGAACAGAUGGAGAUUCCAGCCAGACAUAAUAUACAGGAUCCAAAUGAAGGCCAUAAGCUUGGAGCAAUAGAAGAUGAUGAUGACAAUUAUGACGAUGAUUAUGAUGAUAAAGAUGACGAUAAUAUUGAAGGUGAUGAGGCUGAUGAUCAGUUUAACAGGCGGUAACGGCAAGUUACCAGUGGCACCGGUCAAUAACAAAGAUAGAGGUCGUGUAUGAUGAUCACCAUGGUAACGCUGCAUAGAAUCAUUCUUCAGAUUGGGAUGAGGUUUAUUGUACCAGAAGAAGUCCGAAUAUUGCUCCCAACAAUAGUGUCAUAUCAAACCAGACUGGGCUUUGUUUAUGAUGCAAAGAAUUCAUGAUCCAAAUGUUUGGCUGCCCAUCCACGAUCAAUAAAAUUGACAAUACUAAUAAAUGUGAGUGGGCGAUAUUGAAGACUCAAUUAUCUAUUGAUGAAAUCAGAGAUCGCAAAUAUUUAUAUAACUUUGGGAUAGAAUGGUUUUUGGAGUCAAAAUGUUGAUUAAAAUGAUUGCGCAAUAGGUGGCAAAAAUGAUAUUUCAAUUUUUUUUAGCUAACUUUAUUGUUAUUUGUAUUGAUUCUGGAUGGGCCACUAUUGUCAUGUUUCUAACAUUAUAAGUCUUGAGUGCUUCAUGCUGCAUUUGAAGGACAGUUUUGAUGAAAUAUUUUUUGUAGCUUAUUGAUUUGCUCAUGUUAAUUAUGUGAAUUGCAAUCCUUAUUUAAAACAGAUUUUAUUAUAUUACAUGGAUGUUCCUAUGAAGCAGGUAAAAUGAUAGACUUUUGUCAAUGUUCAUAUUACAUUAAUGUUAUUUUUCAGAAAUUGUGAAUUGUUUAAAUUGUAAACUGUGUUAUUUAUUUUUUUUACCCAAAACUAAUCAAAGACAAGUAGAUAUUAUACCAAACAAUCUGAACUGUGUUUCUGAUAACUUAAGUAAACAAAUUCAGGAAGGAUUAAGCCAUAUUUAAUACUAACAUAAUGUAACAAAUUUAAUAUUAAAGUUUUCAUUGUCAUCAGAACCAAGAAUAAUGUAUUAUCACAACAUUGAUCUGUUAUAUAUUAUAGAGGAAUCAUUUCUUCACUUGCGUUGUAAGUAGUUCAUGUCUGUGAUAAUUUAAGCCAUUCCGUUGAAUCUUGUAUGGAACUAUGUCAUAUUGCCCACGGCAAAUAAAACUAUGUGGGUUGAUCUGUGUACUUAAAUAGGCCACACUUAUUCAAUAGUUUAGUUGGACUUAGCUUUUUUUGUGCAUUUACGAAAAAAUAUAUUUGGUCAAUUUUUCAGAACUUUGUUAAAUUUAAGAAAGUGAUUAACAACAUUGUUUUAGAUGUGAAAUAUUUGAUAAUGUGCUCACAUAUUUAAAUAUAAACAAGUACAGCUGAAACAUGUGUCUCAAGUCUUGUUAAGAAAACACUGCUGAUCACAAUUGUAUCUUAUAAACUUACAAAGCUUAAAUGAUUUGAACGUUAACAAAGAUGACAUUUACAGCGUUGACAUUUACAACGUUGACAUUAACAGCGUUGUUAAUCUUAAGAAAGUUCUGAACAAUUGGCUCAAUGUGAGGUAGAAUGGGGAAACGCAAAACAAAGAGCGAAGCUAUAUAUAAUCUGGUUGUGGGGUUUUUGUGAGGCGGCCAAGGAAGACCAAACAAACUUUUUGAUUAUUGUGGCCUUAUGGUUUUAUUCAUUAUGUAUGAUAAUCGUAAAGCGUUUUAAAGUAUUAUUGUUGCCAAUAUUGAGUUGAUUGUUUAUAUCAUGUUGUUAGUGAAUUGUUUCUUUUUUAUCGAAGUUCAUACAUAUAUGCAUUGUGUUGACAUCUUUAAGACGAGGUUUAUUUAUCGAUUAUUGUAACAAUAGUUGUAUGCUUAAAGGGCCUCAUGGUUUAUACAGUCAGACAUCUUUUUUCAUGUAUAAUGUGAAUAAACUUCUUUAAGAAUGCUAAGUCACCAUCAAUCAAAAUCAUAAAGGAACACUUUUCUUAAGUAUUUGAAAAUAUGACAGAACUUUUUUUUGCAGAAAAGUUUACGGUAAUUAAGUAAUAUCAAAUUUGAUGAUUUUAAGAAAAUUUGAUGAAUUUUAGGCUGUACUUUAAAAAAUUCUGUUCUGACAAUUAGAAUCUGUCAGGUUCUAUUUUAAGAUUGUUCAUAAUAAGAAAAUAAAUUUUAAAAAAUCAAAUUGAACGCAUUUUGGAAAAAAAUGUCGUCAAAUUGGUAGAGUCCCUUUUAAAAAAACAACUUGUAAAACCUUUUUCAUUGAUUGUUUGUGAUUGAAUGCAUACUAAAAAUAAAAAUAUCUGGUCAUAUUAAUUAUUUUCUACAUUGAUAUUAUGUGCUUUAAAAAGUUUGUCUGCAUUGUAACUAUUACAUACUGGUACAUUGGUGAUCAGGCUUUUUUUGUGUGCUCAAGAGUUUUCUUCAGAAGUUAACAUCAUUUGUAUAUAUGGCUUUGUAUUUUUACAUAUUUGUCUAAUUGUAAUUCCAAUUGUAUGUACAUUUAUGAAUGCAGGAGAGGUAGUAACAUAAUAUGAAGCAUACAUUUGUGGAUUGUCAUUCUUUUUUCCAUUGUCCAUUGUAAUCAUUUAGCCUAUCUGAUUUACAAAGAAAGAAAAAUCAAUGAGAUAUUGUUAUAGCCUUGUUUUCAUUGACUAUGAGGUCAUCAUAUGUGAAAGACCUUUUAACCAUGGCCAAAAACAGUUCCAAGAUAUUCAACUGAAACUUGCCACACAUUUCACUAAUGGCGAUACACACAUAUACAGCAAGGUCCAUAACUCUGGCUUAAUGGUUAAUGAGUUAUGCCCCUUAUUUCAACAACACCAGUCGGACAUUGGCACUUGCUCUUUAUGCACUCAUAUUUACAAUAAUGUUUGAAAAAACUGAUGGUUUUGAUUUUGAUAACAUCCUUUUGAUACUUCUACCAAUCAAUUUCUAAAAUAAUUCUUUCUCUUAUUCACAUUUUAAUGGGCAUAUUAUUUUUUUCUAUAUGCAGGGCAUUUUUCUAUGUACAGAUUUUUAUAUCAUUUAAGUGAAUACAGUUGUUGUUGAAAAUGAAUUAUAAUUAAUGUCAGUUGUCACAUACUUCUUGUGCACAUUCUAAAAAAAACCCCUUCUUUUCUAUCUGAUGCAUGCAAAGACAUUGGGUCACAAUCAAUUCUGGACAAUUCUUUGACUGUAUUAUGUAUUUUUCCAACUGAUCUCUUGAAGGGAACAUAUAUAAAUUAUGUAAGAUUUUUUUCUCUAAUUAUCUCUAAAAUCAAGCUUAACUUUCAUUCCAAAAGAGGCUAGCUUUAAGAACGUAUAUUUUGGUUGGUUUUCCUGGGAAUUCACAACACACCAUGUGGUAAAAACAAUGAAAAUUUAAAUUUAGGCAAAAUAGAAAAUCAGUUUAAUAGAAAAUCAGUUUAAUAAAAAAUAGCAUUUAUAAAAAGCUGGUGCUUUUUGAAUUUAAUAUGAUCCUAUAUUUGACUCAUUGUGUUUAAAAUGAGGGUAGGACAAAUCACUUCACACCAGACAUAUUAUUGAGUGAUUAUUUCAGCUUGGUUUCAUUUAUCAAUUGUUGAUGUGAAUGUAUUAGUUCUGUUCUGAGUUUUGUACAUGAAUGACAAUGCGCUUUUAAAAAGCCCUUGUUUCAAUUAUAUAUAUACAUGUAUAUAAAGUAGAUUCUACAUUAUCAUUUGAGUAUAUAACCUGGUUUGUUGCUGUCUGUAAACUUUGCUCGUUUAAAUGUACAUGUUAUUAUAUAGAUCGUCAUAUUGCAGCUGAACGUGUCUCUUUGGUUAUGUAGAUAACUUACUUCCUUUAAAUGUGUUCAAAAAUAACUAAACACAUGUUCAAACAUAACUAAUAAUAUGUUCAAACACAACUAAACACAUUUUCAAUCAUAACUAAACACAAAAUCAAACAUUACUAAACACAUGUGCAAAACAUAACUAAACACAUGUUCAAACAUGACUAAACACAUGUACAUAUGUAUGUACAAUGGUAAACCAAGUUUAUACUUAUUGUUUAUUUUUGCUUAAAUGAACCAUUAAUUUGGCAAGUGUAAACUUUUUGGAUAAGAAUGCCUCUUUAUUUGCAAACAGCUAGAUGUCAUACUUUAUUCAGUCUAACCUCGUUUGCUUGAACUCCCAGGGACCGGCGGAAGUAGCUCGAGCCCCGAAAAUUUGAGCAACGGGGGAAAUCUUACCUUCAAUUUAAAGAAGUUGGUUGUUUACAUCAAGUUCAAGCCAAAGCAAGUUUGAGGCACCUGGGUUCGACUAUAUAUAAUAUAAGGAAAAUUUGGUGAUUAUUUCCGUCAGAGGCUUUCUAAAGUAUUAAAUCAGAAUCCGUCCGGCAAUUUCAUUUGUCAGAGAUGUGAACAUAAACACAAACUUAAGUAUAAAAUUAUAUAUUAUUAAUUUCAAGGUUUUAUUCAGUAUCUUUUGCAGUGAAAAGUCAAAUAAUAUACAGUAUAAUAUGUUACCAUUUCCAUAGUCUGAAAUUCACUGUUUACUAAGGGCUAGCCAUUCCAUGUAAACAUAAAAGCCACGGGGGAAGACACUUUUAAAUUAAACCGCCCUGCAAAAGCAAAUUCACCCCUUGGGCGUCUAAAUUAGCGACAAAGACACCCACCCAUAUACUACGAAAAUUAAUGACAAAGACACCCACCCAUAUACUAUGAAAAUAAUUGCCUUCCCCCUGUGGGUUAUAUAUUUUUCUGGAAUAGCUCUGAAUCUUUCUUGACCAUUUUACUAACAUUUCAUGUGCUGUAUUGUUGAUCUAUGCAUGCUUUAAAUAUACAAUUAUAUAUAAUAACAGAUAUUUGUAUGUACAUAGACCAUUUAUGAUUUUGUUGUGGCAAUUUUAGACAUGAUAAAUAUUAGUAAUUAUAUUAGAGGGACAUUGUUUUGUUACGUUCUCAGUUUAUUGUAUUUAUCUUUUGUCUUGAAUGGAUAAUCUAUCGAAAAUAAAGAGGGAAUGUACUAUGGA
Molecule: messenger RNA, 6703 nt
Organism: Mya arenaria
Lineage: Eukaryota; Metazoa; Mollusca; Bivalvia; Myida; Myidae
Product: Golgi integral membrane protein 4-like
Exons: 15
Coding region: 70-1893 (607 amino acids)
Cellular component (GO): Golgi membrane; Golgi apparatus
Source: RefSeq, a predicted model, not a curated record